AUGUCUGAACCACCUUCAACUCGCGUGCAGACCCCAGAUGUCGACUCCUCCCAAGCGGUGCGAACCGCCCACGUCCAGAAUCUCAUGGACCGUCUACGCAGCAAAAGCCCCAUCUACAACUUCAUAAUGGCCGAAGCGCAACUCAUCGAGUCAAGCCAAGGCGUCGUCACCACACGCAUGACGCUGAACGAGAACCACCUGAACAGCAGCGGAAACCUGCACGGCGCUGUAUCAGCCACCAUCAUUGACUUUGUCACGGGUCUGGCUAUUGCGAGCUGGGAUCUGAGGGAGACGACUGGUGCGAGUGUGGAUAUGCACAUCAGCUAUGUUAGCACAGCCCGCUUGGGGGACAUGGUUGAGAUCGUUUCGACGGCGGAUAAAGUCGGUGGCAGCGUUGCGUUCUCGUCGAUAAAGAUUUUCAAGGUUGAGGCGGAUGGGACGCUGAAGCUUGUUACGCAUGGGCAGCAUACAAAGUAUGUCAAGAAUUCACAGCCAAAAGCUUCAUUAGCAUGA
Messenger RNA from Fusarium graminearum PH-1, 513 nucleotides. RefSeq lists its product as uncharacterized. The transcript has a single exon. The record is from RefSeq and is a predicted model, not a curated record. The coding region runs from base 1 to 513 and encodes 170 amino acids. Lineage: Eukaryota; Fungi; Ascomycota; Sordariomycetes; Hypocreales; Nectriaceae. Gene Ontology annotation, molecular function: fatty acyl-CoA hydrolase activity.